CAUGCGCAUUUCAAUUUAGCAGUCGGAAGGAACUGGAAGAUUAAGGGAAGCGACGUUUCACCAGGAAGGAGGCUUACGGAUUUCACUUCAAAAUGAUAACAUUUCUACCUAAACUAAUUUUGCUGGUAUUACUAGCUUUCCCGGCAACGAUUGUCAUGAAAGGGCCAUUGGUGGCAGCCCAGGAUGCUACUGAGGAUGAGGAGGCAGCUGAUGAAGAUGAUGUUGAUGUGAACACAGAGGAUGACGAGGCCGAAGUUGAAGAUGAUGAAAACACGGAAUUGAUAGAAGAAAAAGAAGAGGAAGAAGCCAUAGGAGGAGAAGUGAAUGCCUCCCCCAAUGCUGACACCACCAUCCUCUUUGUCAAGGGAGACGGUAGGGACUUCCCAGCCAAUGACAUUGUGAAGUUCCUGAUGGGCUUCACCAACAAAGGCAGUGACAACUUUGUGGUGGAGUCCCUGGAUGCAUCCUUCCGCUACCCACAGGACUUCCAGUUCUACAUCCAGAACUUCACAGCCCUGCAGCUGGGCAUAGUGGUGCCAGCCGGGCGCCAGGCCACCUUCGAGUACUCCUUCAUCCCCGCAGAGCCCAUGGGCGGGCGCCCCUUCGGCCUGGUCAUCAACCUCAACUACAAGGACAGCAACGGUAACAUGUUCCAGGAUGCUGUGUUCAACCAGACAGUGACCAUCACCGAGAGAGAGGACGGACUGGACGGAGAGACGAUCUUCAUGUAUGUGUUCCUGUCUGGUCUGGGCCUGCUGGUGGUGGUAGGCCUUCAUCAGCUGCUGGAGUCCAGAAAGAGGAGGAGGCCAGCUGCGAAGGUGGAGAUGGGAACGUCCAGCCACAACGACGUGGACAUGAGCUGGAUUCCCCAAGAGACCCUCAACCAGAUCAUGCAGAGUCGGCGAGACAAGGCCUCCCCCAAACGAUCUCCCCGCAAGCGGACACAGAAGCGCUCGGCUGGUUCGGACGAGUGAUCGGGCCCCUGCCCAGUUCUGUCAAUCGCGCUUGGCACCUGACACAGCCAUACCGCACCGCGCCAACCUUGCCAGCGGUGGAGGCAACAGCCUUCUCUCACCACGGAACCAAGUGCCGUCCUCUUCACAAGAGACUGGUUUCUACCACUAAACUAGACAAAACAUCACAACAAACGGUCCCAUUUGUUAAUUAUUCUCUCAAAAGAAGUGUUAUCACAGAGGUGUUGUGAUGAUGAAACAGUUAAUGAGUUUUGAGUGAGUUUUUGUGAAGAUGCAUGUCUUGAAGGAUAGGGAGGAUUGAGAUGAUGAUGAUGAUGGUGGAUGGGAGUGGUUGGUAUUAGAGCUGGGUAAAUGAUAGUGGGAGAUGAUACACUUCGGGGUUUUUGUUCUAGUUUUGUAUUUUGUUGCUACAUCCUUUUCAUAAUUUUUCUUCUGUGGAUAUCUUUUGAGGCAGAAUAGUGAUUGUUAAUUUUGGUGUCAUCGGAAAGCCAUGAUAACACACCCCUUUUAUUUGUUUAAUAUCAGCACAUUUGGGUUUCUGCCACGUUGUGUUCCUCUGCUUGGUGGCACAGAGGAGGCUUGGCUUCAUGUCUUGUUAUUGGUAGUGCACUGCAAUGUUCAACCAUCUUUGACAAUUCUGUGAACAUACUGAGGAUAUGGUCAACUGUCUUCAUUUUCCCUCAAUGUGCCUUUUUUUUAUUUUUUUUGGAAAUUUACAUUCUUCAUAUUCCCAAGAUCGAUUUACGUCAAGUACAAGUAUGAAUUCAGGAAUAUAUUUUUUUUUACUUUUGUAGGACCACAAUCUGGUGUACAGCACUGGUGUACAGUAUAUACUGGGGAAUACAUAUGAGAGUGAACUACAAAGAUAAUUUAUUCCUGGCUAAUGGGUUUUUAUAUUGCAUUUCUUGAUUUGUCUGGGAUUACUACUUGUGCAUUUUAGAGCCACAGUACAUUUACUACUGCACCACAGCCCAUUCAUAGUCAUUUAUGAGAGGGGCUUUGGGCUAACUGUUAGGCACUGACUCAGUUAGGCAAUGAAAUGGUCUCUGGACUGUCAAAUUUAUGGAAACAAACCAUUAUUAUUUACUGUUUAGUAUCCUUCUAUUGUUCGAGUCAUGACAUCUUUCACUGAGCUUUUUAAUGAGAAUGGGUGGAUCCCAAAUAGAUUUUUGUUCUCUGAUAUUGUCGCAAACUUGAACGAGUAUGAAAGUGAAGUGUUCAUUUUUGAGACUGGUACAUGUUGAUGUAGAAAACAAACAUUAAAGUGGAGAUGAGA
Coregonus clupeaformis (lake whitefish) is the source of this 2250-nucleotide messenger RNA. RefSeq names its product translocon-associated protein subunit alpha. NCBI's taxonomy places the organism in Eukaryota, Metazoa, Chordata, Actinopteri, Salmoniformes, Salmonidae. Gene Ontology annotation, cellular component: endoplasmic reticulum membrane; endoplasmic reticulum. The record is from RefSeq and is a predicted model, not a curated record. Bases 93 to 974 code for a protein of 293 amino acids. The transcript has 9 exons.